Messenger RNA from Alosa sapidissima (American shad), 2493 nucleotides. Its product is annotated as zinc finger protein 658B-like. The transcript is spliced from 6 exons. The record is from RefSeq and is a predicted model, not a curated record. NCBI's taxonomy places the organism in Eukaryota, Metazoa, Chordata, Actinopteri, Clupeiformes, Clupeidae. Gene Ontology annotation, biological process: negative regulation of transcription by RNA polymerase II. The coding region runs from base 467 to 2353 and encodes 628 amino acids. Gene Ontology annotation, molecular function: DNA-binding transcription repressor activity, RNA polymerase II-specific.
CUCGGCCAGAGAAUCUAAACUCUAAUGUGGUGGGAGAGGUUAGCAAUCGAGAGCAGGCAGAUGUAUAGGCACCAAGGGUCCUCAUGCCGGUAGCCGUCCACAGCUAGCUGCACACGAGUACAGCAACAGUGUUUCGGCGUGUUAUUUGUAGCGCAAGCAUUCAGCGAUUCUGGUGAAUUUGUGAAGCCGCGGAACGCUGUCUACUCACCCAACUGCUAGACUGCAAGAAGCUGAUUGGGUAAAAUGGACUCCAGGAUGCCAACAGGUCAGAUAAAGGUCUUCUAGCAGAGAGUGGUGGUCACAGGGAAGUUGGAGAGAACCACUAAUACCAAGAAAGAAGGAUAUCAAAGAAGAGGAGUUUGAUUAUUUCCUCCAUAAGCAUAUUUUGACCAGUAAAUUGGAAGAUAAGACUAUAUUGUAAAAUAACUGUAAGACUGAGACACAAAUUUCAUCUACCUACAGAGAAAUGGAUUUCACACCAGUGGAAAUUAUAGAGGAAAACGAUUCUGAUUCUGGAGAAUAUGACCAGGAUGUCUCCUCAACUACAAAGCCCGUGUCUCUGGCCCAGAUGAAAAGGGUAUCAGUGGUGCUGGUGGACUGUUGUAGACCACAAGGACAGCGAGGGACGGACCUGCAGAUGCUGACCAAUGGAGAUGCAGAACAGCCCGAGACCAUUGUUGAAAGGAUCGCAAAUACGAAGAGUUUCAAGAGGGGGUCAGAUCUCAACCCACAUCGGACAACCCAUACUGGACAGAAGCCAUAUCACUGUUCAGAUUGUGGAAAGACUUUUGCUCAGGCAUUGUGUCUAAAGGUACACCAGAGGAUCCAUACUGGAGAAAAGCCAUAUCAUUGUUCAGAGUGUGAAAAAACUUUCAGAACAAGCGCAGCUCUUACUGACCAUCAGAGAAGAACACAUACUGGAGUAAAGCCAUAUCAGUGUUCAGAUUGUGGAAAGUCUUUUAUUCAGGCAAGUGAACUCCAGACUCACCAGAGGAUCCAUACUGGGGAAAAGCCAUAUCUGUGCACUACAUGUGGUAAGUCCUUCAGCCAACGCAGUAAUCUCAAGACUCACCAGAGGAUGCAUACUGGGGAACAGCCAUAUAACUGUUCAGAUUGUGGAAAGACUUUUACUCAGUCGUCUAAUCUCAAGACUCACCAGAAAAUCCAUACUGGGGAAAAGUCCUAUCAGUGUGCUACAUGUGGGAAGAGUUUCAGAACCAGCAGUGAGCUCACUGGCCAUCAGAAAACCCAUACUGGAGAAAAGCCAUAUCUGUGCACUACAUGUGGUACAUCCUUCAGGCAAAGCAGUCACCUCAAGACUCACCAGAAAAUCCAUACUGGGGAAAAGUCCUAUCGGUGUGCCUCAUGUGGGAAGAGUUUCAGAACCAACAGGGACCUCACUGUCCAUCAGAGGAUCCAUACUGGGGAAAAGCCAUAUCUGUGCACUACAUGUGGUAAGUCAUUCAGUCAAAGCAGCUCUCUCAAGACGCACCAGAAGUUCCAUACUGGAGAAAAUUCAUAUGAGUGUGCUACAUGUGGGAAGAGUUUCAGAACCAGCGGUGCGCUCACUACCCAUCAAAAAACACAUACUGGACAAAAGCCAUAUCACUGUUCAGAUUGUGGAAAAAGUUUCACUCAGGUAGUUCAUCUCAAGAAACACCAGAGAACACAUACUGGAGAAAAGCCAUAUCUGUGCACUACAUGUGGGAAGUCCUUCAGCGCAAGCAAUUAUCUCAAGAUACACCAGAUGAUGCAUACUGGAGAAAAGCCAUAUCACUGUUCAGAUUGUGGAAAGACUUUUACUCAGGCAGCUCAUCUCAAGAAACACCAGAAAAUCCAUACUGGGGAAAAGUCAUAUCUGUGCACUACAUGUGGGAAGAGUUUCAGAACCAACAGCAACCUCACUGCCCAUCAAAGAACACAUACUGGAGAAAAGCCAUAUCUGUGCACUACAUGUGGUAAGUCCUACAGUGAAAGCAGUUAUCUCAAGAAACACCAGAGGAUCCAUACUGGAGAAAAGCCAUAUCACUGUUCAGAUUGUGGAAAGACUUUUACUCAGUUAGUUUAUCUAAAUGCACACCUGAAGAUCCAUACUGGGGAAAAGCCAUAUCCGUGUUCAGAGUGUGGAAAGACUUUUGCCCUGCCAUUUUGUCUCAAGGUACAUCAGAGAACACAUACUGGGGAAAAGCCAUAUCUGUGCACUACAUGUGGUAAGUCCUUCAGUGUAAGCAGUUCUCUCAAGACACACCAGAGGAUGCAUACUGGAGAAAAGCCAUAUCACUGUUCAGAUUGUGAAAAGACUUUUACUCAGGCAGUUCAUCUCAAGACACACCAGAGGAUCCAUACUCGGUAGUCCUUCGGUAGAAAAUCUUUUAUUGUUAAAUGUCAUUAAAUGAUUUCUAAUUUCCAGGUACAUCAGAGGAUCCAUUUAGAGCAGGGGUUCUCAAACUUUUGUGGGCCGGGGACCCCUCAUGGAGUGGAAAAUUCUCCAAG